CGAUGCGAAGGUCGAGAUUAGCCGAGGUGUCUGUACUGCUCCAGCGCACACGUCGGACACUUUCCGUAAAAAUCUUAACGUGUGUGUUCCUUGAUAUUUCCAUGUCGAUGAGUUCUAGACGCGUAUAUGUCGUAGAUUGUAUAUUUGUGUGAAUCGUGCCGCGGCAUUUACUCUUUUUCGCACGACCAGGAAUAAGGAAUGUUUAGGUUAUGGCUUCGUCGCCGGAUAUUAAAUUAAAAGAGAGAUUAGAUGCUAGUUUCAAAGACACCGCAGCUCUGAGCGCGUUAUGGAGAAAUAUCGCUUUCGACAUAGAAUCAGGUUCUAUGAAGUUCUUGACGGUUGUGGAGACUCUAGGCUCCUACAUCACAGACCAAGAUAAUGUCACAAGAGGAAAAGGAAUUACAGUCCUCUCUUCUGUCCUGUCGCAGUUGUCGCAAGACUAUCUCACCGAAUUAGAAUUACAGUACAUCGUAGCAUUUUAUUGUGACAGAAUGAAGGAUCAUCAUAGCAUAAUACCACCAGUGUUAAAUGGUGUUCUAGCGAUUGCAAAUAUGACUCGUUUACCUCAAAGUGCACCGUCGUCCCUGUUAAGAGCGAUAUUUGAAAAUGUUCAGUGCCAAUCUCAGCUGUUCGCGGAACGUCAGACUGUAUACUUAAUAUUUAAAAGUUUCGUCGAAAACAAGUUAGACUAUCUGAAAUCUAUGGGGCCAGAUUUAGUUUAUGGUAUUAUUAGCUCUAUCGAUGGCGAAAGAGAUCCAAAGAACCUUAUGUUAUUGUUUGGUAUACUGUCGCAGUUUAUAAAAGAAUUUCCAUUGGGUCACUUAACCGAAGAGACGUUUGAAGUUUUGGCAUGCUAUUUCCCAGUUGAUUUUAAUCCUACCGACACAGAAAAUCUGAGUGUGACUCGGGAAGAUUUGGCAGAGAGUUUGGCACCUUGCUUGUGCGCUACUCCAGAAUUCGCAAAUUAUUGCAUACCUCUCAUAAUCGAUAAACUAUAUUCGACCCUCAGGGUUGCUAAGCUCGAUUCCUUACAUUUGUUACGCGAUGGCGUUCCAACAUUUGGGUCAUCAAGAAUGAAACAGUAUUUGCCAGAAUUAUGGAUAAUUCUACAGAAAGAGAUUCUGUCGGGGAGAGACGCGGAGGUAAAAGACGCUGCAUUGGAAGCAAUAGCGUCUCUAGUUAAAGUUUUAUCGGACGACGAAGCUACCUGCAAGGAUUUUAUCAACAAAAUAAUCGCCGACAUAAAAUCGUCGUUGCACGAUGUGCAGCUUAGUUUGUACAGGCCUGCCCAAAAAUUAUUGGAGACAAUGGCGACGGUUAGUAAAGCGAUAUGCGUGCAAAUUUUGCAAGCUGUCGUACCUUUGUGCAUCGGACAAUAUUCCACUAAGAUCUCAUCGAACGACAAAAUUGUAUUGAUAGAUACCUUAAAUAGUUUCAUGGGAAUAUGUUCCAAUCAUGAAUUUAGCAUUCAAGAUAUUCCAGAAUUAGCAUGGGCGAACAUACCUCAAACAUAUCUGGACGAUUUAACGGUAGAAAACAUCGAACUAAAAAGUAAAGUGUGUCUUGGUCUAACGCUGCAAAAGGCACACUUGAACGAUGUACAACGCUCUGUGGUAUAUAACGCGAUAUGCAAUGAGAUUGAGGCAGGGCGCGAUGAGAUACAAGCUGUAUGUCAUGCAACUAUUAUAGAUUUUGCUGCGUUACACCCUCAAGAAAUAUCGUUGUUAGUUGAAGAGAGAUUGUUAUCGAACAUGGAUGAAGCGAACAUAGAAUUGCUGAAGCGUAAGAUAAAGGCUUUGCUAGCUAUCGCAAAACUCCAGAAAUUAGGAUGCGCAAUUCUCCGAAAAAUAGUUGCGAUGUUGACGAAUGAUACUAACGUCGAAAUAUGCAUCACGAUAUUGCUCAAUAUUCAGAAAUUGAUUACUUCGAGAACAUUUGAUUUUAACGCGCAUCAGUUUUUGUAUCAGGAAUGCCACGUUAUCGAUAAAUUAACUUCGUACAAGACGGAUGUCGCCGGUCACAAAAUGCUGAUAUCUAAUGUCUGCCAAUUAAUUGCACGAAAUCUCACGAUCGAGGAGCAACGCGCGAUUGUAGCGAAGUACGCCGCAGCUUUGAGCACAAGGAUUCGCGACACUGACGUACGCGUGGACGCAAUAAUGAAUCUUUUAAUUCCUCUGCGAAGAGAUAUCAACUUGAAUAUUAACAGGGACAUGGUGGGAAAUCUGUACGACCUGGCGAUUAGCAGUUCUAGCGUGGACAUGAAUGAAGCAACGUGUAAAUUCUUAUCCGUUUUAUUAAAUAAAAUGGAGGCGGCAGAUCUUGACGAAAUUGUACCUUAUCUCGAAGACAAGCUAAGCAGCAACUUAAAAACAGAUAUCGCCAUUGAACUGAAGCAGCAUGCAGUUAGCUUUUACAUUUGGAUGACUAAGGCACUUAUCACGAGGGGAUAUUGGAAGUCACAGUACUUUUUAGAAAGUAUUACGCAGCUACUAACUCACGAUGAAGUAGGUCGAUUUGUAGGUGAACAGUAUCAAAUUUUAGUGAGCAAGCAUGAAGACAUUUUAACAGCAGAAAAUUUCUGCACUGUAAAAAUGUUUUAUAAACAAAGGGUGUUCGAAUAUUUGUUGCAACAAAAUGUUAAUUUUACAAGUUCAAUGAGACAGAAUUAUCUCAUUGCCUUGGUACAUUCGCUGAAACAAAUGCCUGAAGAAUUGUUAUUUUUGCAUCUGGCCAAGUUAGUGCCACUGUUGAUCGAGUCUCUGACUCUCAGUGAUGAGCACCUAGUUCUCUGGUCACUGACGUCGCUAAAACUCUUGCUCGAUACCAAGCACGAUAUAUUCUCUGACAAUAUACAGUGCGUCAUACCAAGACUCUUGCAAUUAUCGACACAUCGAAUGAUGGAUGCGAGGGUUGCAGCUCUGGAGUGCCUAGCACGUUACACCAAUUAUUCCAUUAUUUUAAUUAACCCGUACAAGCAAGUGGUACUGGACAAGCUGGGAAUAAUUAUCGACGAUCGUAAACGUCUAGUUCGAAAAGCUGCUGUAGAUGCGAGAACGCGUUGGUUCAUAGCGGGUGCAUCUGGAGAUGGAAAAGAAUAAAUGCUAUUGCAUCUUAUGUAAACGCGUCUAACAUUAUUUUGACGAUUUUACAAAUAGUUUGCUCCUUACUUUAUAUAUUUCGAAAAAUAUAAAUUUUUUAUUGUUGACUAUUAACACGUUAUAAUCUAUAAAUUGGUGUAUAUAUUCUU
Molecule: messenger RNA, 3247 nt
Organism: Ooceraea biroi (clonal raider ant)
Lineage: Eukaryota; Metazoa; Arthropoda; Insecta; Hymenoptera; Formicidae
Gene: Mms19
Product: MMS19 nucleotide excision repair protein
Cellular component (GO): cytosolic [4Fe-4S] assembly targeting complex
Source: RefSeq, a predicted model, not a curated record